AGUCGGCUGGAAUUGAGUAGCAUUCACUGAAUCUGCGGAUUUCAUGACGUCUCCCUGCGUGGUCCAUCACUUUUUUCCUAACCAAGGAUUUAUUUCUUUUUUUCCUGCUACUCGCCUUUCCCGCUUCCUGCCACCCAGCCUCCCUCCCCCGUCCCUGCCCGACCGAGCGCCACUCCGCGCCCCCUGUGGCCCGGGCGCCGAGACCUCCGCUCCGCGCUCGGCUGACGGGAGCCAGUCCGGAGCCGGCCGCGCCUGGCUGGAGCGGCCGGGCGGGCGACGGGCUGGCAUCCGCGGGAACCUGCGAGCGGGGGCCGGAGCUGCAUGGACCGAGAGGAGAAUGGAGUCUCCUAACAGCCUCCCGGGGCCGCUGUGAAAUGUGACCAUCUGCUUCCAGCUUUUCUUUUCCUUCUCUCUUUUUUUUUUCAUCUCCUACCCUCGCCAUCGACCGUGCCGUGCGUUAUUAAAUCUUGCUCCAUUCCAAGAGGGGAGACCAUGAUUGAGUGAGACCACCCUGUCCGAAGCCAGGAAAAGCACAAAGAAGAAUCAACAACAAUGGCCAAGUUGACAGAAUCUAUGACUAACGUCCUGGAGGGCGACUCCAUGGAUCAGGAUGUGGAGAGCCCCGUGGCCAUUCACCAGCCAAAGUUGCCUAAGCAGGCCAGAGACGACCUGCCGAGACACAUCAGCCGGGACCGGACCAAAAGGAAAAUCCAGAGGUACGUGAGGAAAGAUGGGAAGUGCAAUGUACACCACGGCAACGUGCGGGAGACCUACCGCUACCUGACCGACAUCUUCACCACCUUGGUAGACCUCAAGUGGAGGUUCAACCUGCUCAUCUUCGUCAUGGUUUACACAGUGACAUGGCUCUUUUUUGGAAUGAUCUGGUGGCUAAUCGCCUACAUCCGAGGAGACAUGGACCACAUAGAGGACUCCUCAUGGACUCCCUGUGUCACCAACCUCAACGGGUUCGUCUCUGCUUUUUUAUUCUCCAUAGAGACAGAAACCACCAUUGGGUAUGGCUACCGGGUCAUCACGGAUAAGUGCCCAGAGGGAAUUAUUCUCCUCUUAAUCCAGUCUGUGCUGGGAUCCAUUGUCAAUGCAUUCAUGGUGGGAUGCAUGUUUGUAAAAAUAUCACAACCCAAGAAGAGGGCAGAGACCCUGGUCUUUUCCACGCAUGCGGUGAUCUCCAUGCGGGAUGGGAAACUGUGCCUGAUGUUCCGGGUGGGGGACCUUAGGAAUUCCCACAUUGUGGAGGCCUCCAUCAGGGCCAAGCUGAUCAAAUCCAAACAGACUUCGGAAGGGGAGUUCAUCCCCCUGAACCAGACGGACAUCAACGUGGGGUACUACACGGGGGACGACCGGCUGUUUCUGGUGUCACCGCUGAUCAUUAGCCACGAAAUUAACCAACAGAGUCCUUUCUGGGAGAUCUCCAAAGCCCAGCUGCCUAAAGAGGAACUGGAAAUUGUGGUCAUCUUAGAAGGAAUGGUGGAAGCCACAGGGAUGACGUGCCAGGCCCGGAGCUCCUACAUCACCAGUGAGAUCCUCUGGGGAUACCGCUUCACCCCGGUCCUGACGCUGGAGGACGGCUUCUACGAGGUCGACUACAACAGCUUCCACGAGACCUAUGAGACCAGCACCCCGUCCCUUAGUGCCAAAGAGCUGGCCGAGCUGGCCAGCAGGGCGGAGCUGCCCCUCAGCUGGUCUGUGUCCAGCAAGCUCAACCAGCACGCAGAACUGGAGACCGAGGAGGAAGACAAGAACCCCGAGGAGCAAACAGAAAGGAACGGCGAUGUGGCCAACCUGGAGAACGAAUCCAAAGUGUAGCGCCCAGGCCGGGCAAGCCCUUCCAGAAGCCUCCGCCCCAGACGCCGCCUCUCCUUGUCUCUUAUUUUCUUUCUUGUCUGUCUCUCGUACUUCGCGCUUUAUUUCCUUCUAUUUGAUUUUGACAUUGCCAGAAAACAAAUCUUCAAGGUGUAAAAUAUCUACCUGCCCUCUCUCACUUGUUCCGAUUGACAAAAUAGACGUGGAUUGGGUGAAAAAUGCCAUGUGCCCUCUUUUGUGGCUCAAGCCUGGUCUCCUCCCAAAAUACCAACUUCUAACUUCUAGGGAUAGCAACUACUUUUACCUGCAUGUGUUGUACAAUAUGAGAUCACCCAAAAGAGCGUGUCAAAGAUACGUAAGCUCUCUGGUGCCUAAUUAUCACGAAGUGAGCAGCAGUAUGACCUCCAUGUUUUAGAUUCCAACACAUUUUAUCGCCCACAGAGUGAGGUGCUCCCCCGUGAGGCACAGCAGGCUGAGACCCAGGUGAGCGCAAGACAAACCACUGUACAUAGAUCUGCCUUAUGGAAUUACUUUCUUUUGGCAAUUAGAAAUAAAACCCAGCAUGUACAAAAGUACUGUAGAGCAGAACUUCUAAAUAGUGUACAUAGAUGUAUCAUUAACAUAAUUUUAGAUAUGUAACUUUAGAAAUAAGAAGAAAAAAAAAAGAUUCCCAGCACACAGUAGGCAUUUCUGUUUUGAUGUCUGCAUUUUCCACAUUAUUUAGGGCAUGGCCUUGGUUCUGGGUCCCUGCCCAGCAGUCCUGAGGGUACUUCUCUGUCCCUCACUGACCCUUU
Messenger RNA from Chinchilla lanigera (long-tailed chinchilla), 2615 nucleotides. It is a transcript of the gene Kcnj6, whose product is annotated as potassium channel, inwardly rectifying subfamily J, member 6. The transcript has 4 exons. Gene Ontology annotation, molecular function: G-protein activated inward rectifier potassium channel activity. Bases 553 to 1824 code for a protein of 423 amino acids. The record is from RefSeq and is a predicted model, not a curated record. NCBI's taxonomy places the organism in Eukaryota, Metazoa, Chordata, Mammalia, Rodentia, Chinchillidae. Gene Ontology annotation, cellular component: plasma membrane. Gene Ontology annotation, biological process: regulation of monoatomic ion transmembrane transport; potassium ion import across plasma membrane.